Carassius auratus (goldfish) is the source of this 1611-nucleotide messenger RNA. RefSeq names its product transcription factor MafG-like. The record is from RefSeq and is a predicted model, not a curated record. Gene Ontology annotation, cellular component: nucleus. The coding region runs from base 405 to 902 and encodes 165 amino acids. The transcript is spliced from 3 exons. Lineage: Eukaryota; Metazoa; Chordata; Actinopteri; Cypriniformes; Cyprinidae. Gene Ontology annotation, molecular function: DNA-binding transcription factor activity, RNA polymerase II-specific; RNA polymerase II cis-regulatory region sequence-specific DNA binding. Gene Ontology annotation, biological process: regulation of transcription by RNA polymerase II; regulation of epidermal cell differentiation.
AAAGCGGGACACGCGUUUUAAAGAGCUCGCGGUGCUGAUUCAUCACGAUCGGGGCUUCCUCACACACACACACACACACACACACAGCCAUGAUGACAGCGAGCAGACAAAGGGCUCUUCGAUACACACUCACACACCCCGAUCCGUGAUCAGUCGCCGGUUCUGAUCGGUUCUCAUCGGCUCUGAUCGUCGCUUUCCAUUUGAAACGCUUGCAGAAAUCAUUCGGCUCGCGUUAUAUUUAUAGAGAGAGUGUGUGUGAGUGCGUGUGCGUGUGUGUGUGUGUCUCCUCUAGUCAGCCAGAGGUUACACAGCCACACAAACGCGCGGAUCCGUGAGGAACCGAACCUGCAGGUUCAUCGGAACCGGAUCGAGAUCUGCGUGGCUUGGCAGCGGUUCCUCGUGGCAUGACGACCACUAACAAAGGAAACAAGGCCUUGAAGGUGAAGAGGGAGCCCGGUGAGAACGGGACGAGCCUGACGGACGAUGAGCUGGUGUCCAUGUCGGUCCGCGAGCUCAACCAGCACCUGCGCGGCCUGACCAAAGAAGAGAUCCUUCAGCUGAAGCAGCGCCGGCGGACACUGAAGAACCGGGGCUACGCCGCCAGCUGCCGCGUCAAGCGUGUCACGCAGAAGGAGGAGCUUGAGAAGCAGAAGGCGGAGCUUCAGCAGGAAGUGGAGAAGCUGGCUUCAGAGAACGCCAGCAUGAAAGUAGAGCUGGACGCGCUGCGCUCCAAAUACGAGGCUCUGCAGAGCUUCGCCAGAACUGUGGCCCGAGGGCCCGUGGCCCCGGUUUGUAACCCCCGCGGGCCCUUGUCCUCCGUCAUCGGGCCCCUCAUUCCCGGGAAGGUUGGAGCCACCAGUGUUAUCACGAUAGUCAAAUCGAAAACCGACGCGAGGUCUUAGUAGCGCACAGAGAGCAAGGGUUGGUCAGUGCAUGAGGGUUUAGGUGCGGGACGCUCGUUUCACAGCAGACUGAUGGAAAACCUCUUCGGUACUCUCUAAUGUGGGCUUCUUCUGGGUUACGAAAGAAGGAAAGCACAUUUAGGACGGUCAAUCCACUUGGGCUUCCAAAAAGAUCUCCAAAUUGCGAAACUCGAAUCGAAAACCAUGCAGCCAAAUUUUCCUGGUGGAUGUGUGUUGUAUUGCUGUGAGAUUUGUAAUUUUGUAAAAUCAUCGGCGACUUUCUAUCGUGCGUUUCAUGGGGUCCAAGUGUUUCCUUUGUCAUUGUAAUAUUGUACUUUUUAUACAGUGUUUGUGUUGAUUUCCUCUUCGUAUGUGCUGUUAUGCGCCAUUUUUCCGUCCUUUUGUUUUUUUACGGACUGCAGGCACAAAACACUUUAAACCGUUCGGACUUCCAAACUCUUCCGCCGUCUGAAGGAAAAGCUUUCUGAGGUAGGAGAGUAUCAGCCAAUGAGAAGCUUCCUUUACCUGAGCCUCAUUAUGCACUGACCAAUCGCUGACGGGCAGGAGGAGAGGAGGCGGAGUCAAAUCAGCUGAUGUUGUUCAUAUGGUAGCUAUCAGAAUAUCUGUCACCAGUUUAUGUGCUCCAGUCGUCCCGUUCAGGACAGGAGAUCGUUUAUUGGCAACGCAGUAACAGGUUUAUGUUAUGUGA